Molecule: messenger RNA, 8743 nt
Organism: Haliotis rubra (blacklip abalone)
Lineage: Eukaryota; Metazoa; Mollusca; Gastropoda; Lepetellida; Haliotidae
Product: tubulin monoglutamylase TTLL4-like
Biological process (GO): microtubule cytoskeleton organization; protein polyglutamylation
Cellular component (GO): cilium
Molecular function (GO): tubulin binding; tubulin-glutamic acid ligase activity
Source: RefSeq, a predicted model, not a curated record
GUCAAUGGAGGAUCGAUGGAUGUAGGUGUGAACCGGGGGUUUUCAAUGGGAGAAAAUGAGUUAAAAAAUCCGAAUCAGGGCCAUCCUACGUUGAAGUGAAUAUCCAGUAGAACGAGAUGAUGGGCAGAUGACACCAUGUUACCUUAGGAAAUCAUCUUCAGACAUAAAAUGGGUGACAGUGAGUUGAAUCUGAGCAAGCUGACAGCCAGCUUAGAGGAACUGUCACUACGAAAACAGUUGCCUCUUAGACAACAAGCUCAAAAACCUGUGCUCAAGUAUAACACAACGAUCACAAAACCCGUCCAUCUAUUCAGCCAGUCUGAUGUUGUUUCCCUCAGAAGAGAGCGACAACGAGAAAGUUCACAGUCCCCACCAUCCCGACAGGCGGCUGUCCAUGGUGCACUUCCGAGUCGCAGAUCCAAUCAUAGUCUGUCGCCAGUCCGCUCCAUAGCUUCUUCAGUGUCCUCCAAUAGCAGCUCACAAAUACAGCAAGGUAAACCAAAUGGAAACCCAUACGCACGACCAGUUAGUGCAAAAGAAGUCGCGGAAGACAUCUUCGGCCAUACUAUUAGGAAAAGCCCAAGUACAUCUUCUGUCUCCAGUGUCAACAAUGCCAGUAAUGGCGUCUUACAGCUGAAUUCCUUCAUGAGACCACAAAGUGCCGCCAUGAAAGAAAAAUUUGAUCAAGCCACAAAAAAAGCCACAUCUGCUAGAAAAAACAAACAAAAACUGGAGAAAACAGCUGCAACAGAACUUUAUCAUGAUCUUAAUAGAAAUGAAGUUCAUUUAGAAAAUGGAUAUAAUUUGAAAUCCGGGUUGCAAAAUGGAAAUGAGAAGGUGCUGAAAAAACCUCCUAUUAGGAGACAGGAUGUACAGGGACACAAGCAUGGUGUUACAGCUGAUAUGAAAAGAGUCAGAAAUUUGAAUUACACCCCCACAAAACCUUAUAGUGAGGUGAGCGACACAGAUUCUGAUAGUGCAAAAGAUACCGACAGCAAGCCAAGUAAUCGUAGUGUUAUUAUUUCUCAUGCCAAAGCAAGCUCUCCUGCCAGAUCCAUUCCCCCACAAACCGUCCCAGUAGCUUUGAAGCCUUCUGUGAUGAACAAACAUUCCAGCAGAUCUCCACAAACUUUGACGGCAACAACGACGAUGAACACAGACGUGAGUACUCUUGGUAGCGCCAAUGGGAAGAAAAUGCCUGUAACUAAUACUGUCACGAGAACAGUAUAUUAUCAGAAGGGGUCUAAAGGCGAAGAAAUUAUUCAUGAGCAGAGACCGAAAGCUGAUGGUGCUCCUGCUGUUCCGAAGAAGAUCACAGAGAAGGAUGAUAAUGGAGAGGAGGAAGAUGGAGAAGACGAAUACGAGGAUGAAGAGGAAUCGGACACCUGUUCACCAUCAGGUGAGCGUCUGCCGGGUGAUGGUGAAGCAAGCUACGAUGAUGACCUUGAUGAAGAAGACGAUGGCAUUGAUGGUCUUGAUGAUGACUGCGUGGGUUCUGACAUUGAAGCGGAAUCCGACGGCUUCUCGGUUGCCAGCAGUCUAUCCAGACAUUCAACUCGCAGUUUGCGUUCCACAAAACGUCCUACAACAAGCCUCACCUCCAACAGGCCGGUGCCUGUGUCUGAGGAACGACAGAAGACAUUCCUCCGUCCCGUCACAGCCUCAACCAGUGACCGGGAUUCCCAAACCAAGCCUGCUCUUCGUCCGUCCCUCUUCCCCAACAUCCCUCCAACCAUCAACUUUGUGUCUGAAGGAGAGAAAGUUGAGCUGCUGCCCUGGGAUAUCAGGAAGCUGCUGAAAUGGCGCAUGAGUCCGAUAACACCAAAUAUUGUCAAGUCAGCGCUUGCCAGGAUUGGCUUUCGAGUAACAAAAAAAAACCAUGACUGGUUGGGAUGUUUUGGGAAACACAUGAAAUCUCAGGGAUUCAAAGCCAUUCGAGAAUAUCAGAAGUUGAACCAUUUCCCCGGGUCUUUCCAAAGCCGCAAGGACCGACUAUGGCGGAAUCUCUCCAAGAUGCAGGUGCAUUUCGGCAAGAGGGAGUUCGGCUUCUUCCCACAAACCUACGUGCUGCCACAGGAUCUGAAGCUACUGAAGAGGGCAUGGGAGGAUGGGGGAAGCAAACAGAAGUGGAUCAUCAAGCCGCCUGCAUCAGCUCGUGGUAUUGGCAUCAAGGUGAUCCACAAGUGGACACAGAUUCCCAGGCGCCGGCCGGUGAUAGUACAGAGAUAUUUGGGAAGACCGUUGAUUAACGACAGCAAGUUUGACAUGCGGGUGUACGUGUACGUCAGCUGCUACGAUCCUCUCAGAAUCUACAUAUUUGAAGAUGGCCUGGCACGAUUCGCGUCUUGCAAGUACUCAUCCUCCAUGAAGUCGCUUAGCAACAAGUUCAUGCAUCUAACCAACUACAGCGUCAACAAGAAGAAUACGGAAUACGUCAGCAAUGCUGAUGACUCGGUGUGCCAGGGCCACAAGUGGAGUCUGAAGGCGCUGUGGAACUUCAUGAAGAGACAGGGAAUCAACACGGUGGCUAUCUGGGACAGCAUCAAGGACCUGGUGGUCAAGACCAUCAUUAGCUCUGAAGCUCCUAUCAACAGCAUGAUCAAGUCAAACGUGCGGAGUCGAUACUGUGUCCAUGAGCUGUUUGGUUUUGACAUUCUGCUUGAUGAUCAUCUCAAACCGUGGAUCCUGGAGGUCAACAUCUCCCCCAGCCUGCACUCCAACUCCCAGCUGGACGUGAACAUCAAGGGGCAGAUGAUCAAGGACUUGAUGAACAUCGCAGGGUUCCGCGUCCCCGACAAGGUGGACAUCACACACAGCAGCUCCAGCGCUUCCUGCGACUUGAGUGCCCAUGUCCCGUCCAGCGACUACUGCAUGGACAAGAGGCUGUAUUCCCAGCAGUUUGCCCCUGACGAGCGCACCAAACAUGCCUACUAUUGCCAGAGACACCAGGACGAGCAAGUGAUGCAGACUAUCAUGGACACCCUGACGCCCAAUGAUGUAAGAACACUGACGGAAUGUAUCGACGAGGACAGUAGAAAGGGGGGCUACCAGCGGAUCUUCCCCACGCCUUCCACCCACAAGUACCUGCGGCUGUUUGAGCAGCCUCGCUACAACAACAUCCUGCUGGACCAGUGGGUUCAGAGGUUCAACCGCAUGGAGCAGAGAGGUAUUGCCAUGUUGCAGGCGUUCUGUGAGGAAGGGCUCCAUCAAGAGAACCCAACGGACAGUCCCAGCCACCAGUGGAACCCACCAAACUCCUCCAUUAUAACGUUCCGAGACUCCCGCUUGUACAGCGCCCCCGCAGUUAAGAACGAUAAACUGGAAAGCAAUCUAAAACUGAGUGCCUCCACAUCACAGCUUCCAAAGGUGCCUCGGAGGGUGCCACGCCCCCUCCCCCCACGAUCUCUCUCUCAGACCAGUAGCACGUCGUCCCUGGGCUCCACCUUUACCCCCGGCUCCACCCAGCCCCAGUCACCCGCCAUCCGACCAGGCCUACCUCAGUCUACAAGGUGACAUAAUAUCCGUCUACCCCCUCUCAAAGAUAUCUUCAACGGAAGGGAGCCUAUGUUUACAUCUAGGCGCUACCAGCGACACAACAUUCAACAGCCUCUUCCCCAUCGUCUCGCCCGAACCACGCGGUCGGGAAAGAAGGGAAACACCAGGGAACUUCUUUCCAAGUCCGAUCAGUUUUUCCUGUCAUAAAUUCAUUGUCAUCCAUAAAAUCAUGUUAAAUUCACAGAUCUUUAUUGUUGGGUAAAAGGUUACUGGUCUUAGGAUCUUAGCAUAAACUAAUUAGGAAUCUGCUGAGAUUGUUCAGUGAAACACAACCAUCAGUGAGAUGGUAGAACCAUGUUUCAAGAUCAGAUCUGCUUGUCAUAAUUUAAAACCUAUUUGUCAAAGAUCCAUUUUUAUGAUUUUACACUUUAUAGUGUAUAGCAGCUAUUGAAGUUUCUGAUGUAUACAUUUUUAAAGUAUUUUAAACAUUUGAACAAAAAAUUCCUAGACAGCUUUGCUAUUUAGCAAUUAAAUAUUUUCUGAGUUUAUUUUAAAAAUAGUUUUAGCAUUUCAGGAUCCACCCAAAGUGUAUCAUGAUCUCAGUGAAACAGCUGUAUUUUGUCAACACAAACAUAUCAAUACCUGUCUCAUUCCGAAUUUUGUUCAAAGAACAUAUUUUAACUGUAUAUUUUGUAAGAGAAUUCAUGCAUAAUAUACAAUAUACUGUUAUUCCAUGCUUUGCCAUGUGAUACGGACACAAUGAUGCCUUAGAAUGUAAUUUGCCAAAAAGUUGUACCGGUAUGUCUCAGAAUGUAUGAAUGUGAGUGUUUGUUCACUGAACCAUGUUGUGGUGACACUUUACUGUUUGAAUUCAUGUAUGACUGUAUCAAGGUAGAAAAUAUCUAUACACAUAUUUACAGCCAUUACCAAAUUUUUGUUGCAUAGCACUUCUGCUACAUUAUUAAGAUAUUGAUGUAAGAUAUUUAAAGAAUUCCAUAUAUGCUAAGAUAGUUUGUGAGAAGUUCUGUCUUUAUAUAUUGACAAGAUUGUUAUUCUUCAUAAAUUAACCAAAAUACAAAUAUGCAAAUAAAUUAAAAUUUUCUACCAGCAAAAUAUAUAAUUUCAGUAAUGUUUAGGUUCUGUUUAGCGAGGUGCUGUUAUAAGUCAGAACGGAAUAGGAAAGUAUUAAAUGUCUGCAUCUAUUGUCUGCUUCUAUAUCCUAUACCUAUUCUUGAUGCAAUACCUGUUCUUGAUUGAACAAUUGAUGUCUACAAUCCGUUACAUGACCAGAUGGUUUGUUUCUCUCAGCAAGGGCAACUAUCAGCUUUGUGUUCUGUCGUCUUCCGCAAGCCCCACAUGUGAUGUGCCAUGUCUUGCCAGUGUUCUUCAUGUAGCUUAUACCAGCUUUAACUUGACUUGCUUAAUGAAUGCCAAAAGUGAUUUAAAGGUUGAGUUGUGCCAAAGUGAUUUGUCUGAGAGGACGACAGACGAGUAAUACAUGAUUCUUUAUCAGUUCUGAUAGUUACCACAUUGUGUAGACUUGCAUACAACCAAUGGAAUUCACCUACAAUGGAAUCCGUGUUCAGUGCGACAGUUUCUUUCAUAGUCUGAUUGGAUCAGCAGAAUCCUUGAGGAAUUUUCUUGAAAAUCUUUUGUUUAAGAAAGAUGUUGAUUCCAUAAUAUCAAGCUUUAAUGUCAUCAGUGGAACUCAUUCACCAGGGAAAGAAACCUUUCAAAAUUUCCCACAGGACCAGUGAGUGGACAAUAAUUAGUGGUCCUGUCUGUACUUCACUGGUCCAAAAUAACAUUCGUAGAUUUACUACCAAUACAAAAUUGACUGGCCACCAGGACCACUGCAAACUUACCAUUUUGUGGUCCUGAUGAUAUUUUACUAGCCAGGGACCACAGGACCAGCGUAAAUUUUGCACACUGAUUCACUGAGCAUGUUGAAAGUAGUGAAGGGACAAGUGCCCCUUUCAGACCUCACAAUGUGCCUCUAUAUUUUCACAUGUGAUAAUUCCAGGCUUUAUUGCGGAUGUUUCCAAAUGAUUCUUUGCUGUUGGAGAGGGUUAAAAUAUAUCCCCGGACCAAUAAAACAAAAUGUUGAAUGAAAACGGUUAUAAGACGACACAAAUAUCCAAACCUAACUUUCGAAGUGAGGGUAAGGGAAAUAAUUGCGGUGCAGAGUUACCUGCCCCUGAUAAGCAAUUCACAGCCAUCAAGAUUACAAAUCAAAGAUUAUUUCUCAGCUGUUCCAACUUGCUGACACGCCGAAGACCCGGGUUCGAAUCCCCACAUGGGUACAAUGAGUGAAGCCCAUUUCUGGUGUCCCCCGCCACGAUAUUGCUGGAAUAUUGCUAAAAGCGGCGUGAAAUCAAACUCAGCUGUUCCAACUUGCUGAUUUGUCGCUGUCUGCGUGGACUACUGUGUCAGAAUUAUUGCCCGAGUGACAUUUCUUGUCUACAGUAGACACAUGUCCAAUCUGUGGUACAAUGUCUCAAAAAAGUACAUCAUAUUUAUUAGAUUAAAUGUAUGAGGAUUACUUACUGAUCGUAAGGAUCUUUGAAGAAGUUGAGAUGAAAAAUCUCUCAUGUUUUCUUCUUCUAAACAGCUGGUUUUGAAACAAAAACUAUAAAUGCAGUUAAUUUGGAUAUUUCCAAAUUUCAGUGGAACUCAAACCAUUGGCAUCAUCUGAGAAAUUGAGAUGUGGAUACAAUUUUCAGAGAUCCUUGGAACUUUUCGAACAAGGAACAAAAACUGCAUCUUACAAAAUAGAGUUAAUGAACAUGUUUAUUUACAAUCAGGCAGAAUUAUAGUAGUUGGUGUUUACAUGAACAAGAACGUAUGUGAAGCAAUGGUUGUCAAUUGUUUUAUGAAUUUUGCUAUGUAUAGUGUUUUAAGUAUACCGGUUUAUGUGUAAGCUGUGUGAGGAUGCAGACGUGUGUACGUGUCACAUGAUGUGUGUCCAUGUCACAUGAUGUGUGUACAUGUGUGUACCCUUCUGUAUUCGACAUACAUGAUGUAUCUAUGAUGGCAGUGGUAUUGGGUAAAUGCUUGCUAUGAAGUAAUGAUGGCUCCUAAAUUCACGACAUAUAUGAAAUAAUAUUUUACACUUCAAGAUAAAUGAAGAUUUUAAAAAAUAUUUUUGAAGAAAAACUGAUUGCUUUUAAAAAAAAAUUGGCAUAUCAGAAUCGUCUUACUUCAAAGCUAAAUGAAGACAUGUUUUGACCUUGUAAAUGGAUUAUCUGCCAUUGGAAGGCCACAUUUUUCAGAUUCUGAUGUGAAAAGGCUUGCGAAAUUGUUUAUCUGCCUUGAAAUGCCUUCAGUUAUCCAUUCCAAUUUCAAGUAAAUUACCUAAAACUCAAUCCUAUUAUUGUGUACAAUAAUGUUGAUAUCUGCAUGUACUGAAGGGAAAUGUUCAGUUGCUGUAGAGUUAUCUCCCUUCCAACUAUGUGUAGCUUCAGUUACAAACCCGACUGGACAUGUACAAUAUUAUAUUAACAUGGCAGAGAUUUUGUGGAAGACUCUUUUCCAAUUCUGGAAAAAAAUCAACCAAUAAUUCUUAAGCCAGGAAGAAACUGUUUUGAAUACUUGACACAUAUAUUGUAAUGGCAGAUCUGAUGUGAUUUCAUGCAUUGCCCAAAGAUGGCGACCUGUCAAUGUGCAUCUAAAACAGUUGUGUUCAAUAUGUCAGAAGGUACACCUUAUAUUGUAUACAUGCUGUGCCAAGUUGGAAUCGAUUUAACUAUUUAAAGCAUGCACCAGUGCAACCUAUUUUGGAAAAUGCUACCUAGUAUUUAGGUCAGCAUGCACCAAGUGCUUAUCGAAACCACCCGAGUUUGUGUGUAACGCUGACACGUCCACCCAUUGAUUUUUGAACAGAUCCAAUAUCUCUUAGCCUGUAUACCAUACACUAACCAUUGCUGUGUUAUGUGUAAUUUGUCAAACAUUUUGGGCUUAUUGUCCUCAGCUGGGUACUUAAGGAUUAUAUGCAUGUUUUAACUUUGAUUAAUUUACGAGACCAGGUGCAGCCAGGUUGUGUCUUAUGAAGCUAAGCUUUCUUGUCAACAUGCACUUGAUGAAGUUGAAUCCGGUUUCAUGAAUCGAGCCUUAAAUCCCACCUCUAAGCACCUAUAUGAAUCAGUUCAAUUAUGAUGCACCAUGAACAGACUGGAAGUAAAGCAGUUAUACUUAAGUAUAUUUGGUAAUGUUUUGUUAAGUCUUGUGUCAGUUUUUUUUUUAAAAAUAAAUAUUGAAUUAUUAGAGAUAGUGGAAUAAUUAUGUUUUCUCAAUGUAAAGGUAUCCAUUGAAUCCCAAAUUUCGAAAAUCCCCAUAUUUUGAAGUUUCGUUCAUGUGUCAUCUCAUUCAUGCCAUUGCUAGGAUGAUUUUAGUUCUUUCUGUUGAAGUUUUCUCAGGGGUAGGCGGAAAAGGGCCGUUCGGUGUAGUCGAACUUUGGCCGUUGUGUUUCACAGUCAGUCAUUUGAAAUACCUCAUUCAUAGAUUUGUUUGUUGAUUUUUUUCAUUAGAAAAGGUAUUUGUUUCAUAUAGAAUGGAUGAAAAUAGACAUGGAGCACAAUUCAGGAUUAACUUUGUUUAGUGUAUCAGUUGCCAUGACAACCAGCUAGGUGUUUUUAGGGUUGCUAGGUUGUAAUACCUAAGAAAUAAAACUGGCAUAAUACGGAGACCAAGCUGCAAUUAGAUACAUGAUUAGAAACAAACCAAACUAUAGUGACAUACAGAUAGUCUCAAGCUUUGUUUUCUUGGAAUAAAAUGUUAGAGAGUUCACUUCCACGUAAUAUUAAUCUCUUUGUUUUUACUACUACAGUUUUGUUUAAAAAUAAUCUGAAAUGCAAACAGAUUUGUUGUAGUAAUUUAUAUUCUGCUCCUCACAUUUUACAUUUCUUCCAAUCUCUGAGCAAGAAAUUUCUUCUUUGAUGCCUCAGAAACUGAAAACGAUGUCUAGUAUUAAACAGUAAUUGAAUUGUCGAGAUUUAAAUUAUUUCGUUACUAAAAAAAUUAGACAUACAGAUAUAUCCACAAGAAAAGUUCUUUGGGGAAAUGAAUGAUGCUAGUGCAUAGUGGCAUUGUGUUUCGAUAUGCGUGUACAUUUCUCCAUGAUAUAUGAAACACCUGCUGUAAGCUUUUGUAUAUAGAUAGUGCCAUAGGGGCUAGCCUUCGUGUGAGUGAGUGUUUUACGGCAGCUGGGAUUUUGUCCCAUACAGAUACAACUUGUUUAAUUUUCAUAUUC